ACCAUCAAACGAUUGGAGAAGACAAGUGAGUGGCUCAAUCGGACGACGAAGAAAAAUGUAACAAUUUGAUAUUCAACGGAUAACAAAGUGGAAGAAAUAUUUUCUGCCAACUGCCCAAACUUGUUGUUAGUAAAUUUCCAUUGUGCUUUGUCGAAUCGCACAGCUACUAGCGGCCAUGCAGUACAUUUUGAUUGCAGUUGUCACCCUCUUUGCUUUAUGCCGGCUGAUUCCUUCUUGUAAAUUCGUGAUCAAGUAUGCGCUAUUCCAUUUGUAUAUUGUGUUUAUAUUUAGUGUUUCGUUAUUCCCUUGCCUGCUGAGACCAGGAAAUGCUGACAAUCUGGUAGUUGGGAAGUUUCUUUAUCACAUAUCUCGGAUGGUUUGGUGGCUCUUAGGGAUAACAAUUGUGACAGAGGGCAAGAGAACUUGUGUUCUUUUGAUGCGCCAGCUGUUAUGAUGUGCAAUCACCAGUCAUCUUUGGAUUGUCUUGUUAUAGCAAAGGAUGCACCAAGACCAACUGCAACACUUGCAAAGAAAUCUCUUUUGUAUGUUCCACUUUUUGGAUGGGCUGCUUGGCUCGCUGGGACUAUCUUCAUUGAAAGAAGCUCAUCUAGUGCAAUUAAUGUCAUGAAAAAGCUGGUUGCAGAUUUAAAGAAGAAAAAGGCAAAUGUAUGGAUUUUUCCAGAAGGGACUAGAUGUCAGAAUGAUAGCAUGCUUCCAUUUAAAAAAGGUGGAUUCCAUCUUGCAAUAGAAGCACAGAUUCCAGUUGUACCAGUUGUUGUUGGAAACUGCCGUAAUUUCAUAGAUAUACCAAACAAAAUUUUUAACUCAGGAAUACUGCGGGUUAAAGUAUUACAACCAAUUGAGACCACUGGAAUGACAAAAGAUGAUGUUACAAAACUGACAAAUAGCUGCAGAGAUCUUAUGUUAAAAGAAUAUGCACAGAUGAUGGAGGAUUAUAAACAGGAAUAUGUAAAUAUGAGGCCACUACCAAAUUCAGUUAAACAUGAUUAAGUAGUAUAUUAAGUUUGUUUAAGUCUUCCAUAUUCCACUAUCCUUAAUUACAGCUGAACAAGUAGUAAGAUAUCACAACUAGGUUUUUCAUGUAUCAGAGUCUUUCCGAAAUACUUAUCCAUACAGUAAUACUCCAAUAUAUUUCAGAUUCUUAAUAAGAAUACAAGUACUAUACCACAGUAUAAUUUUGCUUGCUAAAGUCUCUAUUUUGUAAAAAAAGAAUCCUUAAUUUUGUGUGAGCUGGACAUUAGAAUCAACUUUUUUAAUUGCGUAUUCAAAUCUUCUCCUGAAUUUCAAAUUUUUAGGCUUUUAAGAAUACACAAUUUUUUGUGCGUUAACAAAUUCAUCCUCCUGUAGGAAACAUACCUGUCUGUUGGAAACAGUCAAUUACCUGCAUAUGCCUCAGCCCCGGCAUUCCUGAUAUGUAAUUAAGCACCUGUCUCUCCAUUUAUUUCCAAGUUAGCCAUCUGCCUUGGUUUUUCAUGUGCCAUUCUCAACUAUGAAGUGUUAUGAUGAGUAACAUGUUUCUUGCAACAUUGCUAAACUGGCUUUUCAAGGCGUAAUUGUUUUUGAGACCCAUAUAUUUUCAUCAAGAAACUUCCCCACUCAUUGACUUCUUUUAAAGACCAUAAACCAAUUCACAAUUGCACCACCCAGCACUGGCUCAAUGUUUCCUGUCUCUCAUUAGGGUGGUGUAAUUUAGUUUCUUUAUUAAAACCAGUGAACAUAUCAUAUCUUCACACCUAAAAAUAACUUGCAGAUGAAAAUGCAAGAAUGUAUCUCAAAGCACACAAUUAAAAUAAAGAAGAAUACCAAGGAUACAACAAACACAAUAUCAUUUAUCUUCAGAAUGGGAUCUAUUGUAAUGAAGAACAGGUUAUUCAUUUUUUAUUCAUUGUAUUUGGCUACAGAAACUACUUUAAUACACAAUCCUUGUUUUGUUACCAAACCCUCGAUUGUCUUGAAUGUUUUCUUUCUAACUUGUGUGCUGUUUACAUAUGAUUUCAAAGCUUUUUCACAAAUGAUGUAAGACACAAGUAAGGAGAGCAAUUUACAACUGGCCUGCCAAAAUUCUUGUGACCAGGUAUGAAAUUACGCAUCAACUAUUAACUGGGCUUAUGUAAUGAGUUUCAUAU
Molecule: messenger RNA, 2147 nt
Organism: Rhopilema esculentum
Lineage: Eukaryota; Metazoa; Cnidaria; Scyphozoa; Rhizostomeae; Rhizostomatidae
Product: 1-acyl-sn-glycerol-3-phosphate acyltransferase alpha
Biological process (GO): phosphatidic acid biosynthetic process
Cellular component (GO): endoplasmic reticulum; membrane
Molecular function (GO): 1-acylglycerol-3-phosphate O-acyltransferase activity
Source: RefSeq, a predicted model, not a curated record